UAUUAUCAUUUCCAUUUUCAAAUAAAUCUCUCUCCUACAGUUCAUAUAAAUCAGGCUAUUUACUCCAGAUCCGACGACGGGGAACUAGAAAGAAUCAUCAAAACGAGGAGAUUUCAGGUCUUGUCUCUUGUUCCAGACUUCAAAUGUCCGUUGGCGAGAGAGUUAUAGUCAAAGAUUUCGCUCUAAUUGUGAUUUUAAUCGAAGUGUGCGAUUGAUUCAAGUACAAACAGCAACCUAAUUUCAGUUUUCUGAGAUGGGUGUUGAAAAUUACCACGUGAUUGAGCUCGUUGGUGAAGGAUCUUUUGGUAAGGUGUAUAAAGGGAGGAGGAAGUUCACUGGACAGACUGUUGCUAUGAAGUUUAUUCUCAAGCAUGGGAAAAGUGAGAAAGACAUUCACAAUUUAAGACAGGAAAUUGAGAUUUUGAGGAAGUUGCAGCAUGAAAACAUCAUUGAAAUGCUGGAUUCUUUUGAAAGUGCAACCGAAUUUUGUGUUGUGACUGAAUUUGCUCAAGGCGAACUAUUUGAAAUUCUUGAAGAUGAUAAAUGCCUUCCUGAAGAACAAGUUCAGGCUAUUGCAAAGCAGCUGGUUAGAGCACUACAUUAUCUGCACUCCAACAGAAUAAUACAUCGUGACAUGAAGCCACAAAAUAUUCUCAUUGGUGCUGGCUCUGUUGUAAAGCUUUGUGAUUUUGGAUUUGCAAGGGCAAUGUCUGCCAAUACUGUGGUUCUAAGAUCAAUAAAAGGCACUCCUCUAUACAUGGCCCCAGAGUUGGUCAGGGAACAACCUUACAAUCACACUGCAGAUUUGUGGUCACUUGGUGUCAUCCUGUAUGAACUCUUUGUUGGCCAACCACCAUUUUAUACAAACUCAGUCUAUGCUCUCAUUCGGCAUAUCAUUAAGGAUCCAGUUAAAUAUCCAGAUAACAUGAGCCAUGAAUUCAAGAGUUUUCUCAAAGGAUUGCUUAAUAAGGUACCACAAAAUAGAUUAACUUGGCCUGCUCUUCUGGAACAUCCUUUUGUUAAGGAAACUCCAAAGGAAGUUCAACCUAUGGAAAUUCGAUGUGCAAGUUCUGUUGCAAAAGAUUGCAGCCAGAAGGAAGAAGUAAAUCAUCACCUGCGAGAUGGAUUCGGUGGAGCAACUCCUGAGAGUAAACCCCAAUCUAUGAUGAAUUGUGACAAGGUUGGCAAUGUAAACAUUCAAAGUGAUCUACAAUCGAACAAACCCACACAUAUGGAGGAUUUCCCAGGAUUUAAUGUGCCAAGUAAUCAUGAGCUGUCAGAACACCAGGUUUUAGAUAAACUGGAAAACAAUUCGCGGACUGUCAAGGGAGCAAAACUAAUUGGCCGCGAUAAUGAUGCAUUGUCCAGAAUCUUGCUACCACUAAAGAACUGCUUAGAAAGAUCUCAAACUUCUGGAAGGGAUCAAGAGAUGCAGAGUGUGGCACAAUGCCUACAAAUUCUUUCAAACCUGGUAGCAACUGGUUCCAUUGAUUCUCGGGGAAUUCUUGACGAAGUACUACAAGUACUUUUCAGCUUUAUUGCGGACUUAAUAAAACAAGGGGGUUCUGAUGGAAAUGAUAUAAUAGCAAAGAGUUUCUUAAUCAUAAGAAAUCUACAAGACCAUUAUUCUGGCCCAGUUGGGAACCAGUAUUUCACACAUUGGGUUGCUCUGAUAGAAUUAUAUUUGCAGGUUCAAACUGUUGAUGAUUCUUCUGGAAAAGUUCUGUAUGAGUCCAGUGCUUGUGUUGCAGUUUUUCUAUCUCAUGUAGCUCAGGGUCUUAAAGCUCAAACCGUGAAUGAAACUCUAAAACAAAUAUUACAUCAUGCUAAAGCAUCUGAUGUUGGAGACCUUUUGUGCAAGUGUCUGUCAACUUCAGGCUCACAUCUGAUAUCAGGCUCUUCACAUUUGAUACGUGCUGUUUCUGAAGCUUGUAGGGCCCUUUGUUCACUAAUGGAAGCAUUUGAAGUUCUUUCCAUGCACAACAACCCUCGUGUGUUUCCAUUACAUUCCUUCCGUAGCCAUAACUUGCAGCGACUUGAGAUUAAGGACCGUGAUCAAAGUUCAUUUGCUGGCACAGAACUGGAAAGAAUUAUUGAUGCUGUAACAAAUGCGUUCCUCAGAUCUAAACCCAUACAGGUUGCUAUUUACUACUGCUUGCGUCAGCGUCUUGAGGCUAGCAUAUCUUCAUGUACCCAGAUGUUGUUGAGAUUAUGCUUGCGAAGUGGAUUUGUCUCCAAUGCUCUCUGUGGCAUACCCAGUUCUUUACCACUUACAACAAUUGUUAGUGGAGGAGGAGACGGUACAAUCAUUUCAGAAGUCUUCUCCAUACUAUCAUUAUGCGCCUCCUCAAAUAAGGAUUUACCAACAGAAGCCAAUGGCGCCAAAUACAAAUUUUCUAAUACCCCUUUCCUGGUUUUGCAUUCAUGCCUUUUACUAGCUACUGUUGCCCAAUCUUUAAAGUCAUCUGGAAGGAGGUCUUCUUUCUUCAUGCUUACAACUUCAUCUAAAAAGCAGCAAUCUAGACUCUCUGUCCUAGCUCAUUAUUUUGUUUCUGACGAAAAGACACGAACAUCUUUUCUAACUCAUUGUGCUUCUGCCAUGUUAGCUUUUUCUUCCAUCAUCUCCCUUGAAAAUGGUGUUACUAAUGACUCUUCCGUCUCCGAAAUAGCUGCGCCUUUGAUCCCUCGAACUGCUACUUUAUGUGACCACCUCAAGAUUCAUCCUAGUGCUGAAAAUGGAGCAUUAUCUCUUUGGCAUGGUAUAAAAGAUGGGUGUGUUGGCUUAAUAGAGGCUAAAUUAAAGUGGGGAGGUCCAUUAGCUGUUCAGCAAUUGUGUGCAAGUGGUAUUCCUCAGCUUUUGAUUGAUAUGUUGUCAAACAAUCCCCUCACAGGUUCUUCGCAAAAGAUUGACUCAUCAGAGAUCCAUAGUGGUCUAUCACCAGUAGGGGUUGUAUGGACGGUUAUUGCAUCCUGUCAAUGUCUUUCAGGUGGAACUUCAACAUUUCGACAAAUGUUGAUUAAAAGUGAAAAUAUCAAAUUCAUAUCAGAUUUGAUAUCUGAUCCACACCUUAAGCUCUUAAAAGGCUGGACUGGUCCUGAAGGUGGGAAGGAUGGGAUCAGAGAUAUAGUUAAUGCAGUUAUAGAUCUUCUUGCAUUUCCUUUCGUGGCUGUACAGAGUGCACCAGGCUUGCCAUCUGCUACUGCUUCAGUCAACAGUGGGAUCCUUCUGAAUAUGGGUUCUGGUGGGAGAAUUUGUUUGGAAGAUAAGGAUAUGGUUAAAGCAAUUGAAGCAAGCAUGGGAAAGUAUAUUCAGAUCCUUUUGGAGGUGGGAAUUCCUGGUAUUAUUCUUCAUUGCAUGGAAUACAUGGAAUUAAAGGAUGUAGCAAGGCCGGUUGCCUUUCUCGCUAAAAUGACAGGACAUCGGCCUCUGGCAAUACAACUUUUGAGAAAGGGCUUGUUGGAUCCAGAAAGAUUGAAGAGGCUGCUCAAUAGCUCAAGUCCAAGAGAGGUCAUAAUGGAUAUUCUCAUGAUAGUUUCUGACCUAGCUAGAAUGGAUAAGGUAUUCUAUGAGUACAUCGAUAGAGCUAAUAUAUUGGAGUCCUUAAAAGAUUUUCUUACCAAUGAAGAUCCAAACAUCCGUGCAAAAGCAUGCAGUGCUGUUGGUAAUAUGUGCAGGCAUAGUUCUUACUUUUACAGUGCAUUGGCGGAACAUCGGAUCAUUAGUCUUAUGGUUGAUCUUUGUGCCGACUCUGACAAACGUACACGGAAAUUUGCUUGUUUUGCUAUUGGAAAUGCUGCUUAUCAUAAUGACUUAUUGUAUGAUGAGCUAAGGAGAUGUAUCCCUCAACUUGCCAAGUUGCUAAGAACUGAAGAGGAGGAUAAAACAAAGUCAAAUGCAGCUGGUGCUUUAAGUAAUCUUGUCCGAAACUCAAAUAAGCUUUCUGAAGACGUAGUCUCCAAAGGAGCCAUAAAGGCAUUGCUUCAACUGGUGGCCGAGUGUUCAGGGGCAGCAUUAAAUCCAGCUAGAAAGGACGCCAUAACCGAGUCACCAAUCAAGAUUGCACUUUUCUCAUUGGGUAAAAUGUGUGCCCAUGCACCAUGCAGAGAAUUUCUACGAUCAUCGGAAAUGUUUCCAGUCAUAGGAAGACUACGUCAAUCCCCAGAACCAUCAAUCGCCAAUUAUGCUACUGCCAUUUUAAGCAAAAUUUCUGGAGGAGGAGGAACUUGAAGUAACAUCCAAAAGUUGCAUACUUAAGUAAUUUGAGGGAGGCUGUAGUUUGUAAGUGUAGGUAUGUGUGUUUUCUGUAUAUGGAAAAUGAGUAACACUUGAAAAAUUCAUGUGAUGAUAAUGUGAAAACUAUUGUUGGGAACUUUAUAAAAGAAAAGGAACAGCAUUUCAAUAUAAGAUGCUGCUGCUUAUUUUCU
Impatiens glandulifera is the source of this 4425-nucleotide messenger RNA. RefSeq names its product serine/threonine-protein kinase TIO. Gene Ontology annotation, cellular component: cytoplasm. NCBI's taxonomy places the organism in Eukaryota, Viridiplantae, Streptophyta, Magnoliopsida, Ericales, Balsaminaceae. Gene Ontology annotation, biological process: protein phosphorylation. Gene Ontology annotation, molecular function: ATP binding; protein kinase activity; protein binding. The record is from RefSeq and is a predicted model, not a curated record. The coding region runs from base 254 to 4228 and encodes 1324 amino acids. The transcript is spliced from 22 exons.